AUGACAUGUACAAAGACGAGUGUGAUGAGGCUCCAAGCCAAAGAUGAACAGGAGUCUAGAGCCAAGCAGCAGCUCUCUGACACAUUCAGCAGCAGACAGGUUUUUGUAUCAGUAUUUUUAACUGUGGGAGGAUACGGGUACUACAGGAUCUUUGGCUCUGGAACUAAACUGUAUGUAACAGAUGAGCCGGUAGUGAAGCCCGUGGUGAGCGUGUACCCAGCAGCAUCCAGAGCCCACCUGGAGGGGAAGAGCUCCCUGCUGUGUCUGGCCUCAGCCAUGUCUCCUCCUCUGGUCCAGUUCUCCUGGAAGAGACAGAAGGAGGAUGGUUCUCUGGAGGAGCUGACCCGUGAUGAUGGAGAGCAGCUGGUGCUCACAGAGCCGGGACGCACCGCCGCCAUCUUGCUGAUCCACCAGCCAGAGAACAGCACGUAUAAAUACCGCUGCUACGUCAAGCACGAGGGCGGCACAGUGGAGGCCCAGACACAACAAGGUGAUGAAGGCUCGCUGACUGUUGAGCAGUGA
This is a messenger RNA of Seriola dumerili (greater amberjack), 522 nucleotides long. Its product is annotated as immunoglobulin lambda-1 light chain-like. The record is from RefSeq and is a predicted model, not a curated record. NCBI's taxonomy places the organism in Eukaryota, Metazoa, Chordata, Actinopteri, Carangiformes, Carangidae. The transcript is spliced from 3 exons. The coding region runs from base 1 to 522 and encodes 173 amino acids.